Dufourea novaeangliae is the source of this 2975-nucleotide messenger RNA. Its product is annotated as serine/threonine-protein kinase PLK1-like. The transcript is spliced from 8 exons. The coding region runs from base 65 to 2728 and encodes 887 amino acids. Lineage: Eukaryota; Metazoa; Arthropoda; Insecta; Hymenoptera; Halictidae. Gene Ontology annotation, molecular function: protein serine/threonine kinase activity; protein binding; ATP binding. Gene Ontology annotation, cellular component: centrosome; cytoplasm; spindle pole. The record is from RefSeq and is a predicted model, not a curated record. Gene Ontology annotation, biological process: mitotic cell cycle; protein phosphorylation; regulation of cytokinesis.
UCUCGGAGGCAGUGCACGAGGUGUCGUUUGCCCGCGUACGCAAGAUCAACCUCGAGCGAUAUAAAUGAAGCUGGACAUGCUGCCAACGAACACGAUCGAGCUGCAGGUCGGUUGCUCGUCGUCGCCACCGCGGGAGUAUGAGACGACGAGUAAGAGUUUCAUCCUGGAGACGAUGCCCGGCGAGUCGCAUACCGAAACGGCGGCCUGCCGUUUCUUGGAGACGGGGGUCGUUGCACGGUGUCAGGAGGAGAGCAACGAGACCACCAAGACAGUGCCCGAGGCCGGCAACAGCGGCGAGUGCCCCGCGAAAAGGAGGAUCGAAUCAGCUGGUGGCGGCAGGCCCGUCGUCAACAAUCGACCGCCGCCGCGUCACAGUUUCUCGAAGAGCUCCGCGUCCCUGCAGAGUCUGGUGCGUCGAAGGAGUCGUAAAAACGGCGGCGGAUCCUCGUUGCCAUUGGAGAUCGAUCUGUCCACGUACUCGGCCCAUCCGAUGGAUCCGACGUGUUUGGUCGACACGGUAACCAAGGAAAAUGUAGCCGGUUUCCGUAACGACGAGGAGACCUGUAUCACGAGCCGAACGUCGACGCUCCUUUACGCGUCCGUCGUCGCGCAACCGUCAUCCAGAGGCGUAGGGAAUGUUCAGGAUGUGUCCGGUACGGUGAACGUCGCGAACGUAGCGACGACCACCACCACAACGACGACCAGUAACGCGAGUAACGUUACAUCGUCCGCGAGCGGAAGUCAUUUCGGCAAUACCGCGUCCUCGUUGAUAAGGACGACCAGUGUGAUCACGGCUGGACCGUCCACGUCCUCUUGGAACACGUCCACGGACCAGGAGUCUGAUUACGUCGUCGAUCCGGUUCAGGGAAACGCUUACCACAAAGGACAGUUUCUUGGGAAGGGUGGCUUCGCGAGGGUUUAUCUGAUGACCGACGUCAGCAAUGGGAACCAAUACGCCUGCAAGAUAAUUCCGAAAAAUCGAAUGCAAAAAAUUCACAUGCAGAAGAUCGCGCGUGAAAUCAUGAUCCACAAGGAGCUGAAUCACGCGAACGUUGUCCAGAUGCAUCACUACUUCGAGGACAACCUAAACGUGUACAUGCUUCUGGAGGCCUGUCCUCGAAAGAGCUUGAUGCAUGUGCUGAAGUAUCGCGGCAAAGUCACGGAGCCGGAGGCACGUUACUACAUGAAGCAGAUGGUAACAGGAGUCGCGUAUAUUCACUCGCAGAAGGUGGUGCAUCGAGAUUUGAAGCCUGGCAACAUGUUCCUGUCGGAUCGAAUGAUCGUCAAGAUCGGUGACUUCGGGCUAGCGACCAGGCCCGACGGACAGCGCAGACGAGUGACAAUAUGCGGAACACCGAAUUACAUCGCGCCGGAAGUGUUGUAUAAGCAGGCGUACAGUUACGAGGCGGAUGUUUGGGCGCUCGGAUGCAUACUCUAUGCCCUGCUGGUCGGUCAGCCGCCAUUCGACACCGCGACUCUCAAGGAAACGUACGACAGGAUAUGCAACAAUCAUUACCGCGAAGUCGACGACACGAUCGCGAGUAGGAGCGGGCAGGAUCUAAUCAGGUGGUUGCUGCAAUCGAACCCGGAGCUGAGACCGUCCUUGGAGAGGGUGAAGGAGCACGCGUACCUGACUAAGGAAUACGUGCCCGUGUCUCUGCCCCACACCUGUUGCUACCAAAUGCCGCACGCAUCGAUCAUCGACCCAAUAUCGUCCCCCUCGUCGAAUUCCACGACCUCCAGAAAUCAGAAAUUCAAUAAGAAUCAGGUAUGGCCGAACAUGUUAUCGCAAGAAAUGACGCAUCGGUACCACCAUCAAACUGUGCAAACCCAACAGACGCAACAGUUACAACCGCCGCAAUACCAGCAACCGCAACAACAGCAGAAUCUGAUCAAUCAGCCCCAGAAAGGACUACGAAAAGGAUCGAAGGUGAUCAGCUGGUUGGCCAGAAAGAUUCCGAAGGUUCCGAAAUUCAGGCAACGAUUGAGCAGUAUAUUGUGCCCGGAUCACAAGAAGAUGGGCUAUGUGGCGCAGAGUAUGCAAAUGCAUCGUGCAUUGGAGACCUGCAUCAACGAAAUGAACCACAAGAAUAUGCUGCAAAAUCCUCCACCUGUGGAGGACGUAGUGCCCCUUUUCAUCACAAAGUGGAUCGAUUACUCGAACAAGUACGGUCUCAGCUUCCAACUCUCGGACAGAUCUGUCGGCGUUCUUUUCAACGAUAAUACGAAGAUUAGUUACACACACGACAGAAGGGUGGAGUAUAUGACUACCGAAGACGAAGUAACAAGGUACCAUAGAGAAGAAGAUGUUCCGCCUGCAUUGCAGGAAAAGCUCGAGUUACUUCAACGUUUCGCCCAGUAUAUGGACAAUUACAUGACUGAAGGUGGUGAAAUCAAGGAGUAUCGAGCUGUCCCAAAGCAGUCGAAGAACGUCUGCAUACCGCGAGUGAGAAGAUGGCUAAGAACGGACAAAACCAUUGUGAUGGAGCUGACGGUGCCUCUUUUACAAGUGAACUUCUUCGAGGACCACACGAAGUUAGUAGUCUCCCAGGAAUCGUCUAGCAGAGGAUACUUAAUAACAUACAUCGACACCAGCCGGCGUACGUCUUCAUAUUGGUUGAACGAUAUACGAGAUUUCGGGUGUACAAGUGAUCUCUACGAACGUCUAUAUUACGUGUGCAAACUGUCCAAGGAAUUCGCAGAACUGCAUAACAACACGAUCGCUUGACCGUCAAAGGCACAUCGGAAACCGCGAGGUAUUCCGAGAAAUUGAAAAUUCGUUCGGCGCGAUGAUUUUUUUGUCUUUUUUGUUGGCUGCACUCGUGCAACAUCCAAUACGUCAACUUUUUGACGAAUAUUUAUGACAAUUUGUUGUUACUUGAUAAUAUGGAAAAGGUACGUAGACAUCGUGUUUGACCUAAACUUUCAAAAGAUUAUCAUUCUGUUGCCGGAAUUUUGUUACUCUGUAUAAACGG